This is a messenger RNA of Drosophila santomea, 370 nucleotides long. It is a transcript of the gene Tfb5, whose product is annotated as general transcription factor IIH subunit 5. Gene Ontology annotation, cellular component: transcription factor TFIIH core complex; transcription factor TFIIH holo complex. The coding region runs from base 149 to 370 and encodes 73 amino acids. The transcript is spliced from 2 exons. Gene Ontology annotation, biological process: nucleotide-excision repair, preincision complex assembly; transcription initiation at RNA polymerase II promoter; nucleotide-excision repair. The record is from RefSeq and is a predicted model, not a curated record. NCBI's taxonomy places the organism in Eukaryota, Metazoa, Arthropoda, Insecta, Diptera, Drosophilidae.
AUCGAUUGCCAAGUCAAUUGAAAUUCCCGGAGUAUCGAUACUAGAGGCUCCCGAUUCCCACCUCUAACUUACGUUUCACUGUGAUUGUCAUUCAGCCCUAAGAACUGGCAAAAUUGUUUAUUAUUUUCGGCAAGCAAAUGCUGGCAACAUGGUAAAUGUUAUGAAAGGAGUGCUGGUGGAGUGUGAUCCUGCUAUGAAACAAUUCCUGCUGCACUUGGACGAGAAACUGGCUCUGGGUCGCAAAUUCAUUAUCCAGGAUCUGGACGAGAACCAUUUGUUUAUCUCCACGGACAUCGUGGAAGUGUUGCAGGCGCGAGUGGACGAUUUGAUGGAUCGAAUAAGCUUCCCGCUGCACGACAAGGACGCCUAA